AUGGUUAGAGGCUCAGAUAUCCUCCUCAUCCUCGUGGCCAUUUUGUUCCCUCCAGCGGCCGUCGCGUUCAUGACCGGUUGCUCCUGCGACUUGCUCAUCAACGUUGCCCUUACCCUCUUGGGCUACAUUCCAGGGCACAUUCACGCGUUCUGGAUCAUCUACAAGCGCAUGAAGGCCGAGGAAACAUACGGCCACGGCGGAUACCGUUACACCGGCAAUGCAACCUUCGAGCCCGUUGUUCAACAAGGUGUUCCAGUCGCAGCUCCUAACUAUGGUGCCACUGUCUAA
Serendipita indica DSM 11827 is the source of this 288-nucleotide messenger RNA. NCBI's taxonomy places the organism in Eukaryota, Fungi, Basidiomycota, Agaricomycetes, Sebacinales, Serendipitaceae. The record is from the annotation of a GenBank genome assembly.